AUGGCUGGCCUGUCUCUACAGCAUCCCACGGCCUUUGCCUUCGGCCUCCUAGGCAACAUCAUCUCCUUCAUGACCUACCUGGCACCACUGCCGACGUUCUACCGGAUCUACAAGAACAAGUCGACGCAGGGGUUCCAGUCGGCGCCGUACGUGGUGGCCCUCUUCAGCGCCAUGCUGUGGAUCUACUACGCCCUGAUCAAGUCCAACGAGUUCCUGCUCAUCACCAUCAACUCCGCCGGCUGCGUCAUCGAGACCCUCUACAUCGUAAUGUACCUCCUCUACGCGCCAAAGAAGGCAAAGCUGUUCACGGCCAAGAUCCUGCUGCUCCUGAACGUGGGCGUGUUCGGGCUCAUCCUCCUCCUCACGCUGCUGCUCUCCGCCGGACAGCGCCGCGUCGUCGUCCUCGGCUGGGUCUGCGUCGCCUUCUCCGUAAGCGUCUUCGUCGCGCCACUCAGCAUCAUCCGUCAAGUGGUGCGCACAAGGAGCGUGGAGUUCAUGCCCUUCUCGCUCUCGCUCUCGCUCACCGUCAGCGCCGUCGUCUGGUUCCUCUACGGCCUGCUUAUCAAGGACAAAUACGUCGCCCUGCCAAACGUGCUCGGCUUCACCUUCGGUGUCAUCCAGAUGGGCCUGUACGCGCUCUACCGCAACGCGACGCCCAGGGUGCUGCCGGCCAACGAGGUGGCCAACGACGACGCCAAGGAGGAGGCGAUGUCGGUCGACGACAGCACUUUCGAGGUCCCCGGCGAGCAUGUGGUGACCAUUGCCGAGCUCACCACCGCACCUGCCGUGGCGGAGCUAAUCAAGGCCCGCGAUGCACACCUGGCUGAUGCAGCCCUGGCCCCGCUACCCCCGGAGGAGGCCAAGCCAGCCGAGAGCGGCACGGCGGCGGCGCCGGCAAACGACGUCCAACUCAACGCCGAGCAAGUCUAG
Molecule: messenger RNA, 930 nt
Organism: Miscanthus lutarioriparius
Lineage: Eukaryota; Viridiplantae; Streptophyta; Magnoliopsida; Poales; Poaceae
Source: the annotation of a GenBank genome assembly